Molecule: messenger RNA, 1155 nt
Organism: Spodoptera littoralis (African cotton leafworm)
Lineage: Eukaryota; Metazoa; Arthropoda; Insecta; Lepidoptera; Noctuidae
Source: the annotation of a GenBank genome assembly
AUGAAGAACGGAAAGACUUACUUCUGGUCUAUGCUACAGGCCUUAGCAUUGUUACCUACGAUGGCUUUGAAGGAUUCACAAAUGACAACAAAGAAGUUCUCAGAAGAGCCUGAAUUCGAACGUCCAAUAGGAAACCACACGUUCUUCUUAGGAAGAGAAGCUGUUCUCGGUUGUGCUGUCACAAACCUUGGUAAACAUAAAGUAGGCUGGCUAAGAGCAGAAGACCAGACAGUCCUCACGAUGCACGACAGAGCUGUUCUAAGUGCACGGUACUCAGUACACAUGGAUGCUCCAAGGACUUGGCAGCUGAGGAUCAGGCCUUUGAGGGCAGAGGACCGUGGCUGCUACAUGUGUCAGAUCAAUACGCAGCCCAGCAUGAAGUGGCAGAUUGGGUGCAUCGAUGUUUAUGUACCUCCAGACAUCAUGAGUGAUGAGACUUCAGGAGACGUGUCAGUCCAAGAGUUGGAGAACGCGACGUUGACCUGCAAGGCGACUGGUCACCCGCCUCCAAAGAUUACGUGGAGAAGAGAGGACCAUGAACCUGUGCUGCUGAAGAAACCUCAGUCCAGGGAUUUUGAUAAAGUGGAGAGUUACGUGGGCAGUUCGCUGCCGCUGUGGCGCGUGGACCGCCGGCAGAUGGGCGCGUUCCUGUGCAUCGCGGCCAAUGACGUGCCGCCCGCCGUCAGCAAGCGGAUCAUACUUAAUGUUAACUUUGCACCUACGGUGAAAGUGCCAAAUCAGUUGUUGGGUGCUCCACUGGGCACUGACGUCAAAUUAAAGUGUUACGUGGAGGCACAUCCAAACACUAUCAACUAUUGGAUCAAGAAUAGAGGAGAGAUGUUACUUGAUGGACCCAAGUACACGAUAACAGAAGAGAAGUUGUCUUACCAAGUGACGAUGUGGCUCACCAUCAGGCAGUUCUCAAGAAAUGACAUUGGUACUUACAACUGUGUGAGUACCAACUCAUUAGGAAAGAGCGAGGGCACUCUUAGACUUUAUGAAAUAAAACUGAACUCAUACGCUGAAGAUUUCGGCAACCAGAUCAGUGUCGCUGGCGGUCUGACAGAGGCAGCUAAAGGAAGUGGUUCAGUCCUCCAGGAGAGAACACUGACUGUUGUGUUGUGUUAUGUGAUCGCGCUAUUAUUGUUAUCGUAG